Leptosomus discolor (cuckoo roller) is the source of this 1119-nucleotide messenger RNA. The record is from RefSeq and is a predicted model, not a curated record. Lineage: Eukaryota; Metazoa; Chordata; Aves; Leptosomiformes; Leptosomidae.
CUGGAUUUCUGGCUGGCACCCCGUGGCUCCGGAUACCCGGUCGACGUCCGCGUGCCCUUCCCCAGCCUGCAGCCCCUCAAAGCCCACCUGGAGGCCAACGGCAUCUCCUACUCCAUCAUGAUUGAGGACGUGCAGGCGCUGGUGGACCGUGAGCGGACGGAGAUGCUUCGCAGCAGCCGCCGCCGGCAGCCGCUCUCCACCAGCACCUUUGAGUACUCCGCCUACCACACCCUGGAUGAGAUCUAUGCCUUCAUGGACCUGCUGGUGGCUGAAAAUCCCAACCUGGUCAGCAAGCUCGAGAUAGGCCGGUCGACAGAGAACCGGCCCCUCUACGUGCUCAAGUUCAGCAAAGGAGGUACGAACCGUCCGGCCAUCUGGAUCGACACCGGAAUCCACUCCCGGGAAUGGGUGACACAGGCCAGCGGCGUCUGGUUCGCCCAGAAGAUUGUCUUGGAUCAUGAGACUGACGAAGGUCUGGCCUCUAUCCUGGACAAGAUGGACAUCUUCCUGGAGAUCGUCACCAACCCAGAUGGCUUCGCCUUCACCCAAACCCAGAAUCGCAUGUGGCGCAAGACCAGGUCCAAGCACUCGGGCUCCAUUUGCGUCGGCGUGGACCCCAACCGCAACUGGGAUGCAGGUUUUGGAGCGGCCGGGGCCAGUUCAAACCCCUGCUCGGAGACGUACCACGGACCCUACGCCAACUCGGAGCCCGAGGUGAAGGCCAUCGUGGACUUUGUGAAGAACCACGGGAACAUCAAGGCUUUCGUCUCCAUCCACAGCUACUCCCAGCUCCUGCUCUACCCCUACGGCUACACCAAGACCCCAGUGCCUGACCAGAAGGAACUGCAUGAGGUUUCUGAAAAGGCGGUGGCAGCUCUGUCUUCUCUGUACGGCACUAACUACAAGUACGGCAGCAUCAUCACCACCAUCUACCAAGCGAGCGGAGGGACCAUCGACUGGACCUACAAUCAAGGCAUUAAAUACUCCUUCACCUUCGAGCUGCGGGACACGGGGCGCUACGGGUUCCUGCUCCCCGCCAAACAGAUCGUCCCCACGGCCCAGGAGACGUGGCUGGGGCUGAAGGUCAUCAUGCUGCACGCGCGGGACCAUCUCUACUAA